UUGCCUCUGGGUUCCAGGAUAGCACUUGAUCUAGUCAGCUAGUUGGCUUUGGAGAUUUUUAAUUUUUUUUUUUUUAAAUUUUGAGACAUGGUUUUCAUUGUUUAUCCCUGGCCAUCCUAGAACUUGCUGUAUAUACCAGGCUGGCUUAGAACUCAGAUAUCCACCUGCCUCAGCCUCCAAAGUGCUGGGAUUAAAGGCAUUGCUCCUUACUGCCUGGCUUAAAUUUUCCAAAAUUAAUAUUAUUUUAUCUUAUAUGUGCGUUUUGCCUGCCUGCGUGUAUGUACGUGUCCCUGUUGAGGUCAUAAGGCAUCAGAUCCCCUGGAGCUGGAGUUAUAGUCAGUUCUGAACCACCAUGUGGUUGCGGGGCCUCUGCAAGAGCUGCUAGUCUUUUAAUCACUUAGCUCUCUUUCCAGCAGUGUGACUUAUUUACAUUUUAUUACCACUUUGUUUAUGUGUAUGUGAUGGGGGGGGGGUAUCACACAUGUGUGGUGUGUGUGCCAUGUUCUAAGUCAGAAGCCAACUUUCCAACAUCCUUUCUCUUUCCACAGUGGGUUAUGGGGAGGGAAUUCUGGCUAAUCAGGUUUGCAUAGAAAACACAAGCACUUUUACUGAAAAGGCAUCUCACUAGCCUAAUUCUGAAAAUUUUAUUGAUGAUCUUAGAAAGAGUGAUACUCCUUACACUGAGUUGCUUAACUAUUAGGAUUUAAAUUUGAAUCUAUGGAAAACCAUCUUGCCACACCAAGAAGACUAGAGCCCCUCUGUGGGUGAAAGCGACCGACCGCACGAGUAGAGUACAAUCACAGAUGACAAGCUAUAGACAUAAUCUUUUGGGCCCUGUCAAUGAUCCCAAUCUACUCUGGCCUUUUCAAUUACUUCAGCUGUAGUGACGCUGGAUCAAUGCGAGCUUGGGUUGCUAGAAGGUAUUUGUGCGCAAGGUCUCAACAGCACUUUGUACCUUACUUCGUCAUCCCUCUAACUUGCCCUGAAGCCUCUCUUGAACUUCAAGCUCUAUCUCUAUGUACCUACUGAUGACCCGCAAGCAUGUCCAAAACUGACCUCACUAUUGCUGUCCCAACUUUAGUUCCCGUCUAAGGUAGAGCCCUCCAGGACCACCUUGUCCCUUUCCCCUAAAAGACCAAGGUCGUUAAGUUCAGGCUCCGCCCACUCCACUCGGCCUCCCAAGGUCACCGCUACAUCGCUCGCCAGAUCCCUGGGGGCGGUGUCCGUGUACCCCUCGAUGCAGGGCCAGGCGCUCUAGGCUGCAGCCAGCUCUUCAAAGAGCUUUAUCAUCUCGCUGAUUUCUUUUAGUGGGCGGCUACUCUCUCCGCUCAAGUGGCUUCUCUAUGGUUAACUUCUCGCCUUUGUCUAGAAUUUGCUUCGGAUGACGGACCCAACGCCUUCCCACAGCUGCCUCAGUGGUUCCUUUUAGGUACAACUGCCGAAGCCACGGGAGCUUAGUGAGACCUGUGUUGGCGUAGCUCCUGAAAACCUCGGCGCCGAGAACGAUGGCGGAAGUGAAUACGAAGGUGCCCUCCUUCUUACUGCUCUUCUCUAUGGUCGCUUCCUUCCGCGUCGGGGAACCCGUCCCAGCGCCUGCGCAGAAGCGCGUGCUGGGAGCCCGUCGCGGAGGCGGGGGGCACAGGGAGCGGGAGCUGCGGCCGUCGCCGCCGCCGCCGCUGCCGCCGCCGGAGCUAAGCGCGGGGACCGAGAUGCAGGUGGGACCGGAACCGGAACCCCCCUCUUCAAGUGCCUCUUUCCUCUCCGGACUCGACCCUGUCGUCUGAGAAGCCUGGGCGGGGGUGGGCGUGGGGGCUCGGGGCUGGAGGGGUGCUCGGCUCCCGAGAGGGCAGCAGAUAGUUGGUCCCUCGGAGGCUCCGGCCCAGGGGCUUGUGGAGGGUGUCCAACGACUAGGAUCGGGUCCGAGUGAUUAACCACGGGGCCCGGAGGGUCCGAACCUGGAGCGCAGCCUGCACCCUCCACCACCCGCCCUUCUGGAAUGUCAGAACUAAGCCAAGAGGCAGGUGCACCGGAAAACUGUGACUGAGCCGUCUUGGCAGAAGAGAAACUGAGUCACCAGUCCAGGAACCGCAGGGUCAGCGGGCCUGAAGGGGGCUGGGUCGGCCAGUAGUGCUGAGGGCUGGGUGGGCCUGUGUGAGCCGAGGUAGCCUCUGGCUGGGGACUGUCUCUGCCGUGCCUGCGCCUCUUGGCCCCGAUUCCCCUGUGCUCUGUGACUCCCGCAUCUCCUGGCUGCUUCUCCCUGGUUUGGAGUUGUCCCUGUGGUUGGAGCCAUCGGACUGUUGCCGCACAUCCCGUGUCUUCUGGCUGCUUCCCUAUUUGUUCCCCGCAGGCUUCCCUUGUCCUCCUCCUGGGGCCCAUCAUGAAUGGUGCCCCUUCCCCAGAGGAUGGGGUCUUCCCUUCUCCGCCAGCGCUGCCACCACCCCCUCCCCCAAGUUGGCAAGAGUUCUGUGAGUCCCAUGCGAGGGCAGCUGCCCUGGAUCUUGCCCGACGUUUUCGCCUCUACCUGGCCUCCCACCCACAGUAUGCAGAGCCGGGAGCAGAGGCCGCUUUUUCUGGCCGUUUUGCUGAGCUCUUCCUGCAGCACUUCGAAGCCGAGGUGGCUCGGGCCUCGGGCUCACUCUCCCCACCUGUCCUGGCUCCAUUGAGCCCUGGUGUGGAAAUCCCACCAUCACACGACCUGUCCCUUGAGAGCUGCAGGGUGGGUGGGCCCCUAGCAGUGUUGGGCCCUUCUCGAUCUUCUGAGGACCUGGCUGGCCCCCUUCCUUCCUCAGUCCCUUCCUCUACAACAUCCUCAAAGCCAAAGCUCAAGAAGCGCUUCUCCCUCCGCUCAGUGGGCCGUUCAGUCAGAGGCUCUGUUCGAGGCAUCCUGCAGUGGCGGGGUGCCGUUGACUCGCCCUCCCAAGCUGGGCCUCUGGAGACCACAUCCGGCCCUCCAGUUCUAGGUGGAAACAGCAACUCCAACUCCUCGGGUGGUGCUGGGACAGUUGGUAGGGCAUUGGCUAAUGAUGGCACAUCCCCUGGGGAGAGAUGGACUCAUCGAUUUGAGAGGCUGAGGCUAAGUCGUGGAGGGGGAACCCUGAAAGACGGAGCAGGAAUGAUACAGAGAGAAGAGCUGCUGAGUUUCAUGGGGGCUGAAGAGGCUGCCCCUGACCCAGCAGGAGUGGGUCGUGGAGGAGGGGCAGCUGGGCUGACCUCAGGAGGAGGAGGGCAGCCUCAGUGGCAAAAGUGUCGCUUACUGCUCCGGAGUGAAGGAGAAGGAGGAGGAGGAAGUCGCUUGGAGUUCUUUGUACCACCCAAGGCGUCCCGACCCCGUCUCAGCAUUCCCUGCUCUACUAUUACUGAUGUCCGCACAGCCACAGCCCUAGAGAUGCCUGACAGGGAGAACACGUUUGUGGUUAAGGUAGAAGGCCCUUCAGAGUACAUCCUGGAGACAAGUGAUGCGCUUCAUGUGAAGGCCUGGGUGUCUGACAUCCAGGAAUGCCUAAGCCCCGGACCCUGUCCUGCUAUCAGCCCCCGUCCCAUGACCCUUCCCCUGGCCCCUGGGACCUCCUUCUUCACAAAGGAUAACACAGACAGCCUGGAGUUGCCCUGCCUGAAUCAUUCAGAGAGUCUGCCUAGCCAGGAUCUGCUGCUGGGACCCAGCGAGAGUAACGACCGCCUGUCGCAGGGAGCUUAUGGGGGCCUCUCAGACCGGCCAUCGGCGUCCUUCUCCCCUAGUUCUGCCUCCAUUGCUGCCUCCCAUUUUGAUUCGAUGGAACUGCUUCCUCCAGAAUUGCCUCCUCGAAUUCCCAUUGAGGAGGGGCCUCCAGCAGGGACAGUUCAUCCCCUCUCUACCCCCUACCCUCCCCUGGAUACUCCAGAAGCAGCCACAGGAUCGUUCCUGUUCCAAGGGGAGUCAGAGGGGGGUGAGGGGGAUCAGCCCCUCUCAGGCUAUCCUUGGUUCCACGGCAUGCUCUCUCGACUCAAAGCUGCCCAGUUAGUGUUAGAAGGAGGCACUGGCUCCCAUGGUGUCUUCUUGGUACGCCAGAGUGAGACAAGGCGUGGUGAAUAUGUCCUCACUUUCAACUUCCAGGGCAAGGCCAAGCACCUGCGCUUGUCACUAAAUGAGGAGGGACAGUGCCGGGUCCAACAUCUGUGGUUCCAGUCCAUUUUCGAUAUGCUUGAGCACUUCCGGGUGCACCCCAUCCCUCUGGAGUCUGGAGGCUCCAGUGAUGUUGUCCUUGUCAGCUAUGUGCCCUCCCAGCGGCAGCAGGAACGGAGCACCUCCCGUGACCCAGCCCAGCCCUCUGAACCCCCUCCAUGGACAGAUCCCCCACAUCCUGGGGCAGAAGAGGCGUCGGGGGCGCCAGAAGUUGCGGCAGCCACAGCCGCAGCAGCCAAAGAGAGGCAAGAGAAAGAGAAAGCGGGCAGUGGAGGGGUCCAGGAAGAGCUGGUCCCCGUGGCUGAGCUGGUCCCCAUGGUUGAAUUGGAAGAGGCCAUAGCACCAGGCACUGAGGCUCAGGGUGGUGCUGGCUCUAGUGGGGACUUGGAGGUGUCCCUAAUGGUACAGCUCCAGCAGCUACCACUAGGGGGCAACGGAGAAGAAGGGGGUCACCCCCGAGCCAUUAAUAAUCAGUACUCAUUUGUGUGAGAUACCUGCCCACCCUCCAUUUUCCUGCUCCCAGCCUUAAGUUGUGAGACUGAGCUGGGUAGGAACACAGAGGAAAGUGGGAGUCCCCUCCCUACAUGCUUCCUGACCCUUGUCAGCCAAGGGUGUGUAUGUUGGUACAAGUUGAGGUUCAUGAGCCCUGUUAAGUCCCCAGUUACUACACACUACAGGUGCCCUUGCCCCAGGCCAAGGACUUGGGCUCCGUUACCUCCCUGAGGGGCUCUUAUGGUCAGCCCCAUCCCUGGGGGCUGUUUCCCCACUAAUAACCCCCAACCCAACCAAGGGUGAGGGGGAAGGGCUGUCAGUUAUAUUAAGGUUGUUGUUGUUGUUUUAAACAAAAUGGAAAAGCAUAAAUAAAUAAAGGGUUUAUCUCAGUUCCAUCAUGA
This is a messenger RNA of Mus musculus (house mouse), 5052 nucleotides long. RefSeq names its product SH2B adaptor protein 1 (gene Sh2b1). Gene Ontology annotation, biological process: cell surface receptor protein tyrosine kinase signaling pathway; signal transduction. Gene Ontology annotation, cellular component: cytosol; membrane; cytoplasm. The transcript is spliced from 9 exons. Gene Ontology annotation, molecular function: signaling adaptor activity. NCBI's taxonomy places the organism in Eukaryota, Metazoa, Chordata, Mammalia, Rodentia, Muridae. The record is from RefSeq and is a predicted model, not a curated record. Bases 2378 to 4648 code for a protein of 756 amino acids.